This is a messenger RNA of Ailuropoda melanoleuca (giant panda), 1084 nucleotides long. Its product is annotated as transcription factor SPT20 homolog. The annotation marks the transcript as partial. The record is from RefSeq and is a predicted model, not a curated record. Gene Ontology annotation, molecular function: transcription coregulator activity. The transcript has a single exon. Gene Ontology annotation, biological process: regulation of transcription by RNA polymerase II. Lineage: Eukaryota; Metazoa; Chordata; Mammalia; Carnivora; Ursidae. Gene Ontology annotation, cellular component: SAGA complex.
AUGUCUCCUCCGCACCCCUUCACAGAUGACCAUUCAGACGGUGUCCCGCCCGAGUCAAAGACUGAUGCUGGGGGGGUAGUCAUUCGGCCAGAGGUGGCGGUCCCGCAAAAGGCCAGAUGUCCCGUCACCUCGUCCCACAGCUCCAGCAGCUCAGCCAGCCUCAGCGGGCUUCCUCCCGGGACAGACCCAGAACAGCCUGAGAUGGUGUCGGUCCGGCCUUCAGUCCAGGGGAAGGGCGUCAGACAGCCACCUCUACGCAUCAGACUUCCCUGGAGCUCGGGAAAGAGUUGGUCGGGGAACACUUUUACUCCAUGGGAGGACAGCAGCUUUCCUAAAUCUCCAUCUCUUGCUCCUGCUCCUAAGCCACCAAGUCUUUCCCAGCAACCCCCUGAGAACGUGACUGGAGUUAGCCCGCUUCCUGCAGCCACCCUGUCCACCGCCAGCUCCUCACUGAGAGCCCUGGCCACCCCGGUCACGGCCACGGCCACGUCCCAGAAAUCCUCUGUGGAAGUGAUUCGAGUUAGCGUGUUUCCUGCAGGCACUUUGCCCACCAGCAGCUCCUCACAAAGAGCCCCGGCCACCCCGGUCGCGGCCAAGUCCCAGGAAUCCUCUGUGAAACAGGGCACUCGAGUUAGCAGGCUGCCUGCGACCACCGCCUCCACCGCCAGCUCAUCCCAAAGCAGCCCGGCCGCCCAGGUCAUGGCCAACUCUGCAGGCCGCAGCCUCCUCAAGGUGGCGGACCCCGGUUGUGGAGCGCAGGCUUUGGCGAGGGGCUCCGGCCCCGGGCAGGGCUCCAGAGCUGGCGCCACGGCUCCUGCGGGGAUCAAGCCCAGCAGCCUGCCCUCAGGAGCUCGGCCCCCCAGUGCGGUGCCCACUGCAGCGCGGGGUCCUCCGGUCCGCGUUCAGUUUUUUUUAAAGCACGCUUCCGGCCUCAGGCCAGUUACUCUACUGGAGCUUCCACAAGAUUCGCUCCUUUUGAACACCCCGCAGCAGCCAGAGCAGCGGCUCUAUCAGUUGAUUCCCCAAGAACAACUUCAGCAAGCCUCCACUUCUGGCCCUCAGGAGCCGGUGCCAGGGGGUUCAG